This is a messenger RNA of Iphiclides podalirius (scarce swallowtail), 711 nucleotides long. NCBI's taxonomy places the organism in Eukaryota, Metazoa, Arthropoda, Insecta, Lepidoptera, Papilionidae. The record is from the annotation of a GenBank genome assembly.
AUGCCGACUGCAAUUGGCGCUCUAAGCCCGUCGGUGCAGCGGUGCGCAGAUUCGCACCGGUGCAUCCGCUCCCGGGGGGGUGGGCGUAGGCGUCCACGCGAUACGUCACGUGGCCACCGCGCCCAAGCCCGCGCCUUUUCAAAACUAACUUUCUCGAAAUGUUCGAAAACUGUUUGCGGGGCCUCGGGAAAAAUUCUGACGGUCAUUGGGGGCAGCGGAAAAGUCAGGCGGCGUUGCGGGGCGCACCUAUCGUGGUCGCUCGUAGUUUGGCGUCACAGUUGGCGGUGCGUUUAUAGUUCGCGGCGAUCGCGGCGGCUCGGCGCGCCGUCUGCGUCCGCGGACGCGCUUUUUGAAACUGAGCGCGCGGGCUCUCGUGAGCGGCGGAGUGCCGUUGGGGUUUGUUGCGCGGCGUGUGCGGUGCCGCACAGGCGCGCCGUUCGCCGGCGAUCGAUGCGGGCAACGACCUUGCGCUGUACCCGCGCCAUCGGGCGUCCUCACGGUUUUCGGCAGGACCGCCUGAGGGCCAAGGGUCCUCUUUUGGGACGUGAAGCCGGCGGCGCGCAGCGAGUGUCGCCGCAGCGGCCGCGCCGCGCGCCCAUCCUGCGCAGUCUCGCGCCCGCCCUUUCAAACUCCCCAACGGCCGGCGGCGCGCGCACUCUUGUGCCGGCUGCGAUUGCUUCCGGUUCGCAAAGUUUGUUCGUCGAACUAUGU